Molecule: messenger RNA, 3365 nt
Organism: Racocetra fulgida
Lineage: Eukaryota; Fungi; Glomeromycota; Glomeromycetes; Diversisporales; Gigasporaceae
Source: the annotation of a GenBank genome assembly
AUGGCGCCAAAAGAGAACAAUUCACUCCAAGCCAUGGAGGACUUUUGCAAAUGUAUGGACCAGUGGGCUGAUGGUGAAGGUGACCCUCGUCGGCAUGCCUUUAAUCUUGGACAAUUACUCCUAAAGGCAAAUCCAAAUUCUAGGAGCAGAGAUGGAUCCACUCGUGGUAUAUUUAUUAUCGGUGACCAAAGUUCUGCUAAAUCUACCACCGUAAACAGUAUUAUCAAACAAGUUGCGCUUCAAAUGGGUAAUAAUACUGUCACUAAAGUCAGAACAUGGAUUGAACAUCGGUACGACCCGGAUUUAGAGCAUGCAGAGUACGACUUACUAAUACAAAGACAAAGAGGAAGUGAACCACUCCUUCAUGGUGGUACUCUACAGGAACUAGCCGAAAAGUUCACUCGAAUAAAUAAUAAUAUGGAUGAUACGGUGGAAGCUCGAAUUAUCAUUCAUUCCGACAUUCCGUCAUUUGCAAUAGAUUGUUGUGAUAAUCCGGGACUUACGCCAAUAAAUGAAAGAACGCAAACUAUCACUGACAACAUUACACGUCGUACGCUGGAAAGGGUUUUGGAACGUCAAAAAUCAAACAAUGAUAGCAUCGUGGUGUUAUGUGUUUCGUCACUGUUCUUUGAAAAUGCAUCUUGGCCACGUCAUAUGGAUUUAAUUGAACAAAUUAAUGGCAAUAAUUUGAUUGUUCUUGUAACAAGGAUGGAUCAACUCAACAUUCGCAACGUUGCUCAGGAGAUUCGAGACGAUGAAGAUAGCAAUUCUGAAGAUAACCAUUCUGAGCUUCUUCGCUGCAGCCCUUGGGACAUCCUCAUGCAUAUUCGCUCAAAGAUUGAACGUCAAACUGGUUCCCGUUCUUUUCCAAAUGGCGUGCAGUUUCAUUUUGCGGCUUCCAGUAGUGUCCGUUGGGAUGUUUUGACAGGGCCUGAUGGGUGGGAUGCGUUUGUAAAAUCAGAAACAGAUAACGAUAAAAAGAUGCGUGAAAUUCUCGGUGUAUGCGACAAUGAAACGAAGUACCUGCAUAAUGAACAAGCAUGGCGUGAACAUGGUAUUGAAUUGAUUCCAAUGGAUCUGAAACAACAAUCAGACUUCAAUGACUGUGUCGGGAUGGCAAGACUAGAGGAAAAAUUACUCCAAACGUUGCAUGUUCAUAUUAUAAAAGCUGCUGAAGAACUUAUGGAUUAUACUUCUGAUUGGAAAAGAGAUGCAAAAAUGAGCCUAGAUAAUGCAACAAAGCGUAUGAAACUUCCUGAUGAUCGAGCAGAAUUGAUCUCUGAGUUUUGCAAACAGUUUAUAUUAGUUUAUCAGACCCUUUUUUCUUCGCCAUUGUAUUCACCAACAAUUAACGCUGACCCUCUGUUGAAAGAAUUUGGAGAAGCAAUCAAGAAGGGACAAGAAAAUAGUGUAGGAUACGGGUGGACAUCUAGGGAUAUGUGGGAAAUCUUCGAAAGCCUUAAAGACAGUGAUGGAUACGCUGAGUUUCCACCCCAAGAGUUUUGUGACACAAGCUUUAAUUCUUAUAUGGAAGAGAUUGAUAAAUACGUAAAACCUGCUAAUGAUUGUUUAUAUACGGCGCAAAUGUUAUUACAACGACUAACACAGGAAUAUACCAUGCGAUCCACUUUGAUUCAUUUACGUGAUCUUGAUGUCAGAACAUUUAUUCCACGUCAAGUACAAUUGAGAACAUCAACCCAAUUGAGUUUCGGUCAAGCUGUCGAUCAAAAGAUCACCGAAGACUACAACCAGAUUUUUCAUAAACAUGAAAAAAGGAAUUCUGGCGGUCAUCGUUCACAUGAGAUACACGGAGGUAACCAAUGGGUAUCUGUACUUGGAGCUUUGUGUCUAUUACUGCACGCGGAAUAUACUAUUCGUAUUAUGCGCGAUACAAGAUUCUCUUCUCUGUUGCAAGCACAAAGUGACGAUCCAAUGCAUGGUAUUCUUGUUUCUAAGUUUGAACGAUAUUGGAGGUUGAGAAAAGAAAAUUUAAUGAGGAAAGAAAACUUUAUGGACCAGCAGCGUGAACACAAUACAGAAAGUCAAAUUGCAACAAUUAUGAAGAAUAUUAGAGAAAAACCAAAUUCUAAAAGAUUUUCUUCAAAUAAGAAUAAAGUAUCACCAAUCGAAGAUCUGUCAUGGGCUAUAUAUACCAUGUUCUUUGAGGACCCAUAUUGUCAUUUUAAAAAGACAUUAGAUGAACGUACUGACCUAUUAAUGAUGACUCAUGCCACAUCACUUGUUCACCUUUACCAAUUGAACAACCCGAAGUCAUCAUAUGCUAGAGCAUUUUUGAUUCGAGAACCAGAAGUCAAGGAUAGUAUAGAAGCUUUAGAUAAUGUAGUAAAUAAGGAUGGAGUUGACGGUAAUGGGGUUAAAAAUCUUAGAUUUAUCUCCCACUUAUCGGAUAGCCUUAAAAGGUUUCAGAGAGGGAAAAAGGACAAUAACGAUUCAUCAGGAGUUAAUGAGACAGAUUCAACGAUCUUUUCAAACCUAUCAGAAAUAAUAACUGAGCGGGUAAGAAAAAUCGUAAUGGGCAAACCGCCAAGCUCAGAGGAUAAAGUAAAAUUGUUUGUAAACAUCGCAGAUAUGGGUAUGAAUCCAGAUUCGUUUCCAGAAACAGAAAGUAAGACAGAUAUUACUUCCAGAGAAGAAAGUACUGUAAAUUAUGUUUAUAGACGUCGUUUGACGAUGGGAAUUACAAGCAGUGUCAUUGACACAACUCAACAGCUCGCUAAAUCGCAGUACGAAUACAGUCACCAACAAACCGCCCCAACCUUACAGCGUGCGUUACUUGGUCGCGUCGCAUCCUUAAUGCUUGGAUAUGGAUAUCCUUACCAUCCUGAUGCUCGUCCUUCAUCAAAAUGGUAUCUUUCGCCAAAGGUAAUUGUCCAGUUUCUUCUGGCCAAUGAAGCUGUUUUUGUAGGCGAGAAAAAUAUGCCAAAUUCGCUUGAAGAUUGGAACGCUUUGCUUGAUCCUCGGAUUUUAGAAUCACCGAUUGUUAGACGCAUCCUUUUCUUGAGCAAUCCUACUGAAAACGAUGACUACGAUGCUAAGACAGUGUCGCAUUAUAUCAAACAACUUGAUAAAAUCAAACCUAGCGACAUGGAUGAAUAUAUUAUCGACUUUCUUGCUGAUGAUCGGUUUAAUUGGCAACCGGAUCAGGAGAACCUACGUGGAAAAAUGGAGAAUUUUAGAAAUAAUCUAAUCAAGUUUAGCAAAUGGCAUGAUUAUAUUGAAGCAUACAUAAAAGUUGCAGAACCAGUUUUGCUACGCAAUGAGAACAUAGAACCUGAAAUAAAUUUUGAUGAAAGUGAAGUAAUUAAUGCGCUUGAUGAAUUUAUGCAUGAAGGCAACGAAGCAUA